AAAAAAUUCUGUUUCUUAUUUUUCAGUCGAAAAUUUUUAUUUUUUUUUCAGCUUGUAAUCGGUCAAUUCGCUCCUCGUUUUAAUGGGUAUGCCCAACAUGAUUCUCAAGAAUUGACAGCAUUUUUACUUGAUGGAAUGCACGAGGAUCUUAAUAGAAUUACUGAAACAACUAAAAAUAAUAAGGAAGAGGAUUCUAAUGUAUGUAAUGAACCUAAGACAGCAUCAGAAGCUUGGAGACUUUAUAAACAACGAAAUAACAGUAUUAUUGUUGAUUUAUUUCAUGGACAAAUGAAGUAA
Messenger RNA from Meloidogyne enterolobii, 297 nucleotides. Lineage: Eukaryota; Metazoa; Nematoda; Chromadorea; Rhabditida; Meloidogynidae. The record is from the annotation of a GenBank genome assembly.